CCCUGAUCUCCUUCAUCCCCUCCAAUCCUCAUCUGUUCCCUGGGAGGAAGGGGGAGAGAAAGAGAGAGUUUUUCACAGGUAAGUUCCUGCCAGUCGGUGGGAAGAAAGCGUGAGAGGAAGAGAGUGAGAGAGAGAGAGGGGUAGCAGGACUGUCCUGUGGAUUGAGGAGUGCACAAGCAGCCGAGAGAAAAAAGGGGACACACGCACUCACACAGCGAGAAGAAAAAAGGGAUUGGAAUAAAGGAAAAAAGGAGCUGCACAGCGAAAAGCAACUUUCCCUCUGGCCUGUAACAUCCCCUGCAAACCGUCGCCAUGGGUGAGUUGGACGUUUUGAAAAAGGAGGCUGAGACCCUUAAAACUCAGAUUGAGACUGCCCGCAAGGCAGUGAACGACACAACCAUGGAGGCGGCUUCCUCUGGGGUGGCCCCUGCUCCCCGUAUCCAACCCAAAGCCAGAAGGACUCUGAAGGGCCACACAGCCAAAAUCUACGCUCUCUACUGGGCCCUUGACAACAAGUUAAUGGUCAGUGGUUCCCAGGAUGGCAAGCUGCUUGUCUGGGAUACACAUGCUGGGAUACUGGCUAAUUGCGUGCCCCUCAAAUCUGCAUGGGUGAUGACUGUCUCAUUCUCCCCCUCUGCGGGGCUGGUGGCCAGUGGUGGUCUUGACAACAUGUGCACUAUCGUCAACAUUUCAGGAGAAAAGCCAAAGACCAUGAGAGAGUUGGAUGGCCAUGAUGGUUAUGUGGCCUGUUCCCGUUUCCUGAGUGAGACUUCAAUUCUUACUGCUUCUGGUGACCAGACCUGUGGUCUUUGGGACCUGGAGACUGGCAAACAGAAGCAAUCAUUCCUGAACCAUGUGGGGGACUGCAUGUGCGUGGCACUGGCUGAAGACCAGAACACAUUCAUCUCUGGGGCAUGUGACUCCCAGGCCAAGCUCUGGGACAUCAGGGAUGGCCAGUGCAAGCAGAGCUUCAUCGGCCACACUGGUGACAUCAACGCCAUUUCGUACAUGCCAAAUGGACAAGCUUUUAUCACUGGCUCGGACGAUUGCACCCUGAGGAUGUUUGACAUGCGUGCAGACCAGGAAGUCAUGUGUUACCAGAACGCCCAGCCCACCGCUGGUGUGACAUCACUUUCUCUGUCACUGUCUGGACGCCUCCUCUUUGCCGGCUAUGAUGACUUCAACUGCAACAUAUGGGAUUCUCUCAAGGGCGAGAAAAUUGGUGUGCUGUCCGGACAUGACAACAGAGUGAGCUGCACUGGUAUCCCUAGCGACGGCAUGUGUGUCAGCACUGGAUCCUGGGACAGCUUCCUGAAGAUCUGGAACUGAGCUGGCCCGCCCAGCCUCCGCAGCGGAGCUUGAGAAGGAGGAAGAAAGAGGGAGUGAUGAGGAAGACGAAGGGGAACAUAGCUAGCGUAGAAGCACGGCGAGCGUGAUGAAUGAGUUUGACUGCUGGGUAAUGCUGGUUAGGUAGGAGGGUUUGAGUGUGGGGAUGGGAGGAGAAGUGGAGGAGGCAUCACACGUUUUGUUAUCAGGGAGAGAGAAUGGAAGUGGGUUUUUUUUCAUGCCAGACUAGUCUUCUCUUUUUUGACUCGCUCACCAGUUCUUUCCCUCCUCUCUCUUCCUUCUUUGACCACACUUUGAAAGCAAGGGCAAAGACUCCACUGAAUGUAUAAAAUGGUAUUCCUACCACAUCAUGAUGCACCAUGGAAGUUACUGCUGAGUGUUUCAGUAUAUCAUGAAAUGAAAACAAUCAAAAAACAUAGCAUUUUAUGGUCAGACAUAUUUGAAAAUAAUGAAUAUAUAUGUAAAAUAAUGUUUUAUUGUAUUUAAAUUAAUAUAACAAAUACAUAAUAGAUUUUUGAAAGUAAAACAAGAGAAGUCACGUGGAAGUCAAUUAUAUGGGGGAAAUGUUUAAAAAGAAAUAGGACCUGAGGUUUUUGUUUUUUCUCUUGAUUUAAAGCAGUACAGACUAGAUGAGAGAUGACACAAAACCUUGUUUGUACAUUUUAGAGAAUUCAGUAGGUGCAGAGCUUGUGUGCAUUGCUGUUAUGCCACACAUCUGCGGUGUAUGUUUGAAACUGCGGCACUACAGCUGACAUUUUGGAUCUGCAAUGAUACUGAUUCUUAUACUGAUGCAUCUUCAAGCACUCUAACAGCCAGCUUGACUUGACCCCAAAAUGGCUGCUGUUGCCCUUCAUCAAGUCUAACAUGAAUAUCAUAAUACGUUUAUCCAAUAUAGGGAACAUGUUCAUGUAAACGGGACACAGAUCAACAAAAGUCACUAUCGAUUUGUUUCAUAUAUCUUUCCCCAUAUGUUGAACAAUGACUCAAUAAAUGUUUCCUACAAUCAGUUAUCAAUAAAUGAUUUCCUCCAAAUAUUUUUGUUGUGCUUUUACAUCUGCAGUCUGUCUGUAAAAUGGUGUUUGGAAAAAACUUUCUAAUAAAUGUAGAAUUCUGCACUCCA
Clupea harengus (Atlantic herring) is the source of this 2467-nucleotide messenger RNA. It is a transcript of the gene gnb3b, whose product is annotated as G protein subunit beta 3b. Gene Ontology annotation, molecular function: protein binding. The record is from RefSeq and is a predicted model, not a curated record. Lineage: Eukaryota; Metazoa; Chordata; Actinopteri; Clupeiformes; Clupeidae. Gene Ontology annotation, biological process: signal transduction.